GUGUGUGUGUGUAGGGGGAAUUUGUUGAUAGAUAGAACGAGAAAAACAGUCGCUGCAAAACAACAAAGAACGACGCAAACCAAGCGAAUUUAAAUUUAAGUAAUCAAGUCAAAUCAAUUCGCGUUACUUAUCUGCCAUCGUCGAUCAAGAUCUUGUGUACAAACAGCGAAACACUGCUCCUGUAUACAGCAGAAAUAAAAAUCAUCUAAAGGCCAGUGAAAGUGUAACGAGAUAAAAAGAUACAAUCAGGAAAACUUCAGUAGCAAUGACCACAUAUCAAAUGAACUUCAACCAGGACUUUACUUCCCUGUCUGUGCUGAGUCCCACGGGUCUACGCCUGUUUUCAAUUACUAGCCAGGACAAGGUGGAGGAGAUAUUCGCCAAGGACAACACGGAGCAAAUCCGAAUCGUAGAGCGCUUGUUCAACAGCUCGCUGGUAGUGCUGGUCACCGCCCAGAAGCCCAACUGCCUCAAGAUGCUUCAUUUUAAGAAGAAGCAGGACAUCUGCAACUGCUUCUACCCAUCUGAGAUCCUGUGCGUCCGCAUGAACCGGCAACGCCUGAUCGUCUGCCUGGCGGAGAGCAUACACAUCCACGACAUCCGCGACAUGAAGAUCCUACACUCCAUUGAAAACAUCGCGCCCAACGAGCAGGGUCUGUGCGCCCUCUCUCUCAACUCGCACCUGGCCUUCCCGGUCUGCCAAACGAGCGGCGAGCUGCGCAUCUUCAACGCCAGCAAGCUGCGCACGGGCAUGACUAUCAGGGCCCACGACACGUCCCUCUCAGCUCUGGCUUUCUCGCCCAGCGGUGCCCUGCUGGCCACCGCCUCCGAGCGCGGGACCGUGAUACGGGUCUUUUGUGUGAAGAACGGAGAACGGGUGCAGGAAUUCCGGAGAGGCGUCAGCUGCGUCCGCAUAGCCUCACUGGUCUUCUCAGCCAGUGGGGACUUUCUCUGCGCCUCCUCUAACACGGAGACCGUCCACGUUUUCAAGAUAGAUGCGCGGGCAGUGGAGACGGUUGAGCUGAAAGCGAUAGCCGAUGUGGCUGCCAAGUCUGAAAAUUCUGCCAAGGAAUCAGUAGCAUCCGCAGCAGCUGAGGAGAGCAGUAGACCUGUCGCUACGUGGGGCGGAAUGUUUUCCAAGGCUGUGUCAUCGUUGCUGUUGCCCACGCAAGUCAGCGAAGUACUGGCUCAGGACCGAUCCUUCGCCACUGUGCAGCUGGCUCAGGGCGGCCUAAAGCACAUCUGUGCGUUGACCCGUGUUCAAAAGGAACCACGAUUGCUGAUUGCAUGUGAGGAUGGAUUCCUGUACGUGCACGAGUUUCCUGCGGAUCGGGGUGGUUCGUGCAAACUGCUGUCCGUCCAUGACUUGCGCGGAGCCCUGGAGGAUGUUAUAGAGCUUGAGCUGAGCGAAAGCGUGCAGAGGUCGCAGACCAAGCCUUCGAAUCCGUCAACUCUGACGCAGCCUUCGCUUACGAUGCUAAAGAGCUGUGCGGCCAGUGUGCUCAUCGAGAAUCCGGAUCCGAUGCAAGACAACAGCUACGCUGGCAUCUUGAAAGGGGACCAGACAGAUUCGAUGUCUGAUUCUGCCAAGUUUCGCAAGCUUUGCGAUGCCAUCGACACCCCAACAAAGCUUUACGAUGAGCGACAAUUUCCGCCAGUGGCAAUUACCGCUAAGGACUGACCACGUCGCCGUAGCAUCAAGGAUAUGGUCAUAGUUGAUAGACAACAGAUUAAUUAGCAACAUUAGACUAUUCCCUUACGACAAGUCGACCCAAAAACCCGUUUUGACAUCUAUAUCUACCGAAACUUGCUUUAUGAAAUGAAAAUACUCGUUUGAAAAGUAUUUUAUUUUAUAUGAACCCUUAAAAUGUACAUCUCAUGAUGUAAUUAUGUAUAUAUAAAAUUAACAAAAAGAAGUAAAAUAUCUUUUCUUAUUGUGUUAAUUUAUUUUUGCCCUAAUGUUCAAGAUUAUUAAGCCUUAGGCACUAAUUCAAAAUCUGUAUCUUUGUAUUAUAUAAAUGUAGGUAUAACUGUAUAGAAUUAAAACUAGAAUUGUGCGGUAGAAGCUCAAAAAAGGACAAAAAAAAGAAAGAAAUGAUGUACCUUAUAAAAACAUAUUCAACUAGCUUUGCAAUAAAUUAACAGAUGUGUGCAAAAAUAUUAUAUUGUCAAUAAGCAAAUAAUAACUAAGAUAAUUAUUUAGUUAAAAUCCAAUGUAUUUAAUAUAAAAAUUAAAUAUAAUUUAAAUAGGACAACAAUAACUUCAAAUUUAAAUUUGGAAUCCGAAAACAUUACGAAUAUGCUUAGUUAUGUAUCGGAAUUAUUAAUGUACGUAAAUAGAAUAUAUAAGAAAA
Messenger RNA from Drosophila yakuba, 2354 nucleotides. Its product is annotated as WD repeat domain phosphoinositide-interacting protein 2. The transcript is spliced from 4 exons. Gene Ontology annotation, biological process: protein localization to phagophore assembly site; protein lipidation; nucleophagy. Gene Ontology annotation, molecular function: protein binding; phosphatidylinositol-3-phosphate binding; phosphatidylinositol-3,5-bisphosphate binding. The record is from RefSeq and is a predicted model, not a curated record. NCBI's taxonomy places the organism in Eukaryota, Metazoa, Arthropoda, Insecta, Diptera, Drosophilidae. Bases 266 to 1681 code for a protein of 471 amino acids. Gene Ontology annotation, cellular component: extrinsic component of membrane; cytosol; phagophore assembly site membrane.